AUGAAGCAAGAAGAAGGAAAUCUUGGUCCUCUUGUUCUCUCUGUCAACACUAAAACAUGGUCCCAAAUGUUGAAGAAUGAUCCUUUGCAUAAGAUUAAAAAGAGAAGGCUUGAUAUCUUCGAUUCACUAGAGGCCCCUGUGUGUGAAGGGGAAUUUAAUGGGAUUUUGCAAAUGAGGGAGGAGAUGAUAAAAUUGGGAUCAGAAGAUCAAGAAUUUGAUUAUAAGAGGGGCCUCCAACUGGUCCAUCUCUUACUAAAGUUUGCAACUGCCAUUGCGGAUAAUGACGCCAUUGUUGCAUUCGAGAACUUGACCCAAUUGUAUCGGAAAGUCUCUCUGAAAGGCGAUUCGAUUCAAAGAGUUGCAGCCUAUUUUGCCGAUGGCUUAGCAGCGAGGCUUCUCACUAAGGAAUCCCCUUCGUUUGAAUAUAUCAUGAAAGAACCCACGCCCCGAGAUGAGUUCAUGGCUUUUAUAGAGCUCUAUAGAAUCUCUCCCUUGUAUCAAUUUGCUCAUUUCACUGCGAACCAGGCCAUCUUAGAGGCUUUUGAAGGAGAACAAAACAAUGAAGUACUUCAUGUUGUGGAUUUCGAUCUCUCCCACGGGCUGCAAUGGCCUUCUCUAAUUCAAUCCCUCUCUCAAAUCAAGAACAAUACAAGACCAGCCACUCUGAAAAUUAUUGGUUUAUGCAAAACCAUGGAGGAAUUGGAUGAAACAGAACAGAGACUAGCAAACUUUGCCAAGAGUUGUGGUUUAGACUUUGUGUUUGAUGGGUUAUUACAGAGCUCUAGACCCUCUGACAUUAGAGUUGGGAAGAAUGAAACCAUUGCUGUAAAUUUGAUGUUUUAUCUUCAAACCCUGAAUAGCACUUUGGAUAUUCUAGAAUUGAUCAAAUCGAUUAGCAAAUUGAACCCUUCGAUAUUGGUUGUAGUAGAGAAUGAAGCGGCUCGAAAUUCUCGGACCUUCCUCUCGAGAUUCAUGGAAUCUCUCCACUAUUUUGCUGCCCUUUUUGAUAUGCUCAACGACUUCAUGCCUAGUAGAAGCUUUGAGAGGUUGAGCAUAGAGAAGAAUUUCCUUGGGAAACAGAUUAAGAGAGCGAUGAACUGCGAAAACGAGAGCAAUUUCAGGCAUGAGAAGUUGGAGACAUGGAAAGGGCGGAUGGAGAGAUGUGGGUUUAGAGGAAUUAAUUUGAGUGAUAGAUGUCUGAGUCAGGCAAAGCUUUUGUUGCAGAUCAAGUGCCAUUGCUCACAGCUAGUGGACAUGGGUGCAGGGAAGGGAGGAUUCAAGGUUUUUGAGAGAGAGGGAGGAAGGGCUUUAUCUCUAGGAUGGCAAGACAAGCAUUUGAUAACAGCCUCAGCUUGGCAUUGUGACAGAUGA
Amborella trichopoda is the source of this 1371-nucleotide messenger RNA. Its product is annotated as GRAS family protein RAM1. Lineage: Eukaryota; Viridiplantae; Streptophyta; Magnoliopsida; Amborellales; Amborellaceae. The record is from RefSeq and is a predicted model, not a curated record.